Molecule: messenger RNA, 252 nt
Organism: Somion occarium
Lineage: Eukaryota; Fungi; Basidiomycota; Agaricomycetes; Polyporales; Cerrenaceae
Source: the annotation of a GenBank genome assembly
AUGGGUCGUAGUUGCGACGCUCGCAAUCCCAGAAGCCGUGCUUCGUCAAGUAGCAUUUUCCCUGGCUUGCGGCUUAGCGGCAUCUUGCAUAACUCAAAAGGAACGCUCUCACGAAUGACUGUCCCUAAGUUCAGCGUCUGCGAGCAGCGUGUGCUCAGCACGCAAGAGUUAUUAACGUCUUCGGGCGGAACACCUCUACUUCCAUACUUUAAACUGCUCCAGGGUGGCAGCUUAAAGAAGAUGCCGCUCUGA